This is a messenger RNA of Adineta ricciae, 645 nucleotides long. Lineage: Eukaryota; Metazoa; Rotifera; Eurotatoria; Adinetida; Adinetidae. The record is from the annotation of a GenBank genome assembly.
AUGACGAACAAUUUUCUAAUAUACAUACGAAAACAUUUAUCACUUAGAAUGUCGAUGUCUUAUAGUCAACCGAAUCUUAUAAUCCCCGAACUGGAUAACGAUCCAGCCAUUUUAAAAGUCAUCCAUGAUGGUGAAAAAUUAGAACGAGAAACUUAUCGUAAGGAAUUAAUGGAAAUUUUAAAAAUUCGUCCAACUACUCUACCUAAUUCGGAUCAAUCGAUUCCUCAAAAUAUAAAUCAUGAAAAUCUACAAGCAACACCAGGCAGUUGCAAUGUAACGGAUGUUGAUCGAACAAGUCAAAUAUGGAUUAAACGUACAGUACCCAUCACACCAACAUCGAACUCCUACCGUCGACAACAUUAUCGUUCAGCUCUUCAUCAACGUUCACUGAACAGCAGUGGUGACAGUCUCACCAAUCGAAGUUUUACCGAUAGUCCCAAAAGCACCAAUAAUAGCUUCAUGAAAUCAACACGGUCAGAAACAAACUUAUCUUUAUCACCUAUAUCCAUGAACAAAACAAGUCCAAUACAACCAAAUAAUAAUCUUUCCUUGACACCAUCUGGAGUUCUUGUUACUGAUUAUCGUCAAUCCAUGGUGAUGAAACGUAUUGUCAAUCCGCAAUGGAACAUUAUUCCUUUUGCAUAG